Molecule: messenger RNA, 1086 nt
Organism: Chironomus riparius
Lineage: Eukaryota; Metazoa; Arthropoda; Insecta; Diptera; Chironomidae
Source: the annotation of a GenBank genome assembly
AAUAAGAAGAACGUUUGUGUCAAUAGGAAAUUGAAUAAUAUUCUAAUAAAAAUGGGUGGAUGCUGGUCGAGAAAUGAAGAAACUAUAAGUAUCAAUGAUCAACAUUCGAGACCAACAUCAGGUCCAGCAAGCAGUACAAAUAUUGGCUCACAAAGGAAAAAUCAUCCACUAUUUCAUGAGACAAUACGCUGGAAAUCGGAUGUGCCGUUGACUGAAGGCCAAUUAAGGAGUAAACGAGACGAGUUUUGGGAAACAGCACCAGCUUUUGAGGGACGAAAAGAGAUUUGGGAUGCUUUACGAGCAGCUACACACGCUGCUGAAUCAUUAGACUUUCAAUUAGCGCAAGCAAUUUUAGACGGUGCUAACAUAUUCUUAGCUAAUGGAUAUUUGACAGAAGUUUAUGACGAAUUAGGAGCACAUUAUAAGAUACCAAUUUAUUGCCUCAGUCAUCCUGUUAAUAUUGUUAAAGAAGAUCAUGACUCUGAAUCACCUGCUGAAUAUUCUGAACCUGUUGAUGGUGGAAAUGAAGUUCAAUUAAAAUUAAGGCUCUCAUCUACAUUAACUGAUGUCAAGCUGUCAGUUUACUCAAAGGAUUCAAUAUUUGCAUGUAAAAAGAAACUUCAGGCACAGGAGAAUGUAGACGUGUUCUGUCAGCGAUGGUUUUAUGGAGGUAAAUUAUUAGGCGAUAAAACGACAAUUGAAGAAGCAAAAAUUCAGCAAGGAUAUAUCGUCCAAGUAAUCAUCAAUACGGAGAAACUGAAUGCUAGCUAGCCGUACAAUCAUCAACUAGAUCAUUUGUAUCAAAUCUUUGGAAAGUUAUUGCAUCAUCAGACAUUCAUGAUGAUUAAAAGAUUUCUAAUUUAAUUAUAUUAUUAAAUUAUUAUGUUUUAAAGAAAAGAAAACAAAAAUGAAAAAAAUAAGAAAAUAUUUUGUAGGAAUAAUAGCAUUCAAGGUAUAAUGAUUGAAUGUUAAAGUGAUAUAAUAAUGAAACCUUAUCGUGCACUCUGUUGAGUCUGACUAAAUGAUUUGAACGGAAACGGUUAAAAAAAUGUUAUGUGAGAGAAUAAAAUUAUUUGUGAAUAGUUU